CUAGCUGUAAGUUACAGUCUUGCUCCAGAAACUAGAUUUCCAGGAGCUCUUGCCGAUGCAGUACAGGCCUAUUUUCACUUGAUAUCGAUGUAUAAAGUAAAGCCUAGCCAAAUAGUUAUUGUGGGGGAUUCGGCAGGAGGCGGUUUAGCCAUGUCGCUUUUAAUUUACCUUCGUGACCAUUGUUAUCAGCUUCCAGAAGCUUCUAUUUUACUUUCACCCUGGGUAGAUCUCACAUAUGGUCAUCAAAGCUGGCUAAAAGCAGAAAUGUAUGAUACUUUACCUCCACGUCCGCAUAUAAAUGCUCUUGUAAAUCCAGCGCGGUUGUACCUAGGACCGGACCAAUACCGCAGAUUGAGUAGACACCCAUACGCUUCACCAUUAUUUGCGAAUAACUAUGACAAUCUACCACCAAUAUUGAUUCAAUCAGGUGGCAGUGAAACAAUGACAGAUGAAGUACGAUCAUUUGCCGAUAAAUUUGCAGAGUGUAAGAAUACCAUGUCCAAACAUGAAGAAUAUGAGGACAUGAUUCAUGACUUCCAAGCAUAUCCUAUUAAAAAGGCCAGGGUGGCGUUUUUGAAUAUGCAAAAGUGGAUUCAAUUUGAUAUAAAACAACCGAAGGAAUUAUAUUGCGCAAAAAAAGAAACAGUUAAAUAA
Mucor mucedo is the source of this 654-nucleotide messenger RNA. RefSeq names its product Alpha/beta hydrolase fold-3. The record is from RefSeq and is a predicted model, not a curated record. Gene Ontology annotation, molecular function: hydrolase activity. The transcript has 3 exons. The annotation marks the transcript as partial. NCBI's taxonomy places the organism in Eukaryota, Fungi, Mucoromycota, Mucoromycetes, Mucorales, Mucoraceae.